AAAAAAAAAAAAAAAAAAAAAAGGUUAAAAAAAGAAGGAGCCAAUUAAAGAGAUUAAAACCUAAUUACAAAUAUCAAUGAGACCACGGAUGCUUUAUCUCACUCGGAUAAGAUAACGGCGCAGAUAACGACGGUUCGGCUUUGUUUACUUUUUGUUGAAUUAUUGCAUUCUCUUCUUCUAAUUCGUACUUGGUUCUUUGCCGGAUCUCGUGAAUUUAAAAAAAUGCCAAUGCAACUCGUGCUAUAAUCAGCUGCACGUUAUCUUAUCUGAAAAUCGUUAGAUAGCGCAGAUAAUUGAAUUGGGGGACGGUCAUGGUCUCGGCGAUCUGGGCAGUAGUUGUACCAUCGUAAAUAAAACCGCCUCGUACUGGCUGAGCAUUUAAUGCAGUAGAGAUACUUCAAGGUUAGAGUAUAAAAAUAACAACUUGUGAGACUUGAAAAUUUUAUGUCAUUUUACGCUAAGGCUAAUUAUUCAAUGCGCGUCAAAAUAAAGGGAACGAGCAGGAUUAAUCAUUGUUUACUUAUUCCUUAACUUAUAUCCAUGGAUUUCUCAGAUAAGAGUAACAGCAGCUUAAUUUCAAAAAUUAUUAUCGAGCCCUUUAAAAGCUGUCUUACACUUUAUUUCGCAAGCUCUUGCUCUCGCAAGAUAUGGUAAAGAUUCAAGCUGGAAGAUGACGGACGUUAUAUUGGAUCGUGGCACUACUUAUCUGAGUUCUGAUUUAAAAAAUGAUGUUCCCGUUGCGCUUCAACCUACAACUAGAGGUGGUCUGAGGGUUUAUAAAAUUGUUGUUCUUGGUGAAGGAGGAGUAGGCAAGUCAGCUGUCACAUUGCAGUUUGUUAGUCAUAGCUUUUUGAAUGACCAUGAUCCAACAAUUGAGGAUUCCUAUCAGCAGCAAGCGGUCAUUGAUGGUGAAGCUGCGCUACUUGAUAUUUUAGAUACGGCUGGUCAGGUAGAAUUUACGGCAAUGCGAGAUCAGUAUAUGCGUUGUGGAGAAGGUUUUAUGAUCUGUUAUUCCGUGACUGAUCGUCAUAGCUUUCAAGAAGUUAUAGAAUAUCGUAAAUUGAUAUCACGCGUUAGAGCUAGUGAAGAUAUUCCUCUCGUACUCGUUGGAAAUAAAUUUGAUUUGCAGCAUCUACGCGAAGUAACUACAGACGAAGGAAAAGUUUUAGCCAACCAACUUGGCUGUCCAUUUUAUGAGACAUCCGCUGCACUUCGUCAAUUUAUCGAUGAUUCAUUUUAUUCUUUAGUAAGACAAAUUCGUAUGAAAGAGAGAUCACGCUCAACUUCACAUAAACAUAGUCGUUGGUGGAGAUUGCGUUCAAUUUUCGCCUUCAUUUUUAAAAGAAAAUCGCGACGAAAUUCGCAUUACUCUCCUUGAAGAAAGCAGCUAACUUGUGAAUCAUACAUAGUGUUAACACAACGAAAUUUGUAAGACGAGUGUGCUUUCCAACAGAUGAGAACUUAAUCAUUUUAGUUCCUUUAGGUGCAGGCGCCUUAUUCUGUAUUAAAAAUAACCAAAUUAAGU
Ceratosolen solmsi marchali is the source of this 1525-nucleotide messenger RNA. RefSeq names its product Ras-related protein interacting with calmodulin (gene Ric). Gene Ontology annotation, biological process: signal transduction. The record is from RefSeq and is a predicted model, not a curated record. Gene Ontology annotation, cellular component: membrane. The transcript is spliced from 7 exons. Lineage: Eukaryota; Metazoa; Arthropoda; Insecta; Hymenoptera; Agaonidae. The coding region runs from base 671 to 1378 and encodes 235 amino acids. Gene Ontology annotation, molecular function: GTPase activity; GTP binding.